Molecule: messenger RNA, 1204 nt
Organism: Aethina tumida (small hive beetle)
Lineage: Eukaryota; Metazoa; Arthropoda; Insecta; Coleoptera; Nitidulidae
Product: valacyclovir hydrolase-like
Exons: 5
Coding region: 204-1055 (283 amino acids)
Source: RefSeq, a predicted model, not a curated record
UAGUAUUGUAGCAUUUUUUUUAUCGAAAGCCGGUCCUGUUCACCAACAUCAAAUGCGAAAGUUUAUCAUAUGCACAUAUUUUUAUCUAUGUUAACUAUUUUUAACAAUUUAGUUUAUAAUUCUCGAAGAAUAUUUAAUUUUAAACCAUUACGUGCAUUUUUUCUUUUAUCUUUAGAGGUUAUGUUUUUUAUUAGACAAUAAUAAUGUCUCUUUUAAAACAGAACUUUAAGAAUUUGUUAAUUGCUAGUGCUAAGUUUAAACCAUUGUUCCGUAAGUUUUCAAUGGCCACUGAAACUACGGUGAAUGUAAACGGCCAAACAAUAAAUUAUGUAAAAGUAGGAUCAGGUGAUAGAACUUUGUUAUGUUUCCCUGGUGCUUUGGGUACUAUUUGGAGUGAUUUUAAACCUCAGGUUGAAAAGCUUGAUAAGAACAAAUUUACUGUCAUUGCUUGGGAUCCACCUGGUUAUGGUGGCAGUCGACCACCAAAGAGAUUGUUCAAUAGUGAUUUCUACCAUAAAGAUGCUGAUGUAGCUCAUGACUUUCUUAAGUGCAUUGGAGUGCAAAAAGUUUCUCUGCUUGGAUGGAGUGAUGGAGGCAUAUCCAGUAUGAUUUUGUCAGCCAAAUAUCCAGAAUUUGUGGAUAAAUUAGUCAUAUGGGGAUCAAAUUCUUACAUUUUACCUGAAGAAGUUAAAUCUUACGAAAAAUUAAGAGAUUUGAGCAAAUGGUCAGAUAAAAUGAAGGCACCAUUAAUUAAACUCUACACUGAAGAAGGCUUAAAGGAACUUUGGAGCGGUUGGUGUGAUGCGGUUAACGAAAUUUAUGAAAAAGGAGGCAACAUUUGUAAAUCUGAAUUAAACAAUAUAAAGUGUCCAACUUUUAUAUUGCAUGGUGACAAGGAUCCUAUGGUGGCACCUGAACAUCCAGGAUACUUAUUUGAUAACAUCAAGAAAUCAAAGAUACACAGAUUCCCUGAAGGAAAGCAUAAUAUUCAUCUACGCUUUGCUGACGAAUUUAAUAAAAUUAUAUCAGAUUUUCUUUUACAAGAUUUACUUUGAUUUAUUUAUUGACUUUACAAUGUAUUCAAAAAGUUCCGAGGGUAACUGGCAAUGUGGAAAUAUACAUGUUUAAUAUUUCAAAAUUAUUUACAUUAUGACAAAUAAAUGAUCUGUAAUGUUUAAGAAAUAUUAAACCUACAAUGCAUGUU